This is a messenger RNA of Zootoca vivipara (common lizard), 3982 nucleotides long. It is a transcript of the gene GGH, whose product is annotated as gamma-glutamyl hydrolase. Gene Ontology annotation, biological process: tetrahydrofolylpolyglutamate metabolic process. Gene Ontology annotation, cellular component: vacuole. Gene Ontology annotation, molecular function: gamma-glutamyl-peptidase activity. The record is from RefSeq and is a predicted model, not a curated record. NCBI's taxonomy places the organism in Eukaryota, Metazoa, Chordata, Lepidosauria, Squamata, Lacertidae.
AAGCGCGCGCCAUAAGACGCGGAGCCUGGCUCGGGUCGCCGAACGCUGCGGGCGGCCAUGGCGAGCUGGGUGGGACUCGGGCGCGCGCUGGGGGCCUGCUGCCUCCUGGGCCUCUUCUGCGGCGCCGCGCUGCCCUUCUCGCUGCGGGGCGCGAACCAGAGACCCAUCAUCGGAAUAUUAGCACAGGAAACUGACUUUAAAAGUUUCCAAAAAUUUGGAAGUUCUUACAUUGGGGCUUCAUAUGUGAAGUUUAUUGAAUCUGCUGGAGCCCGGGUAGUACCAAUCAGACUGAAUCGUUCAGAUGAAGAAUAUGAUAAGAUUUUCAAUUCUGUCAAUGGGAUUCUCUAUCCCGGAGGCGGUGUUAGCCUUGAGACUUCUGAAUUUGCCAGAGUUGCAAAGAUAUUCUACAAUAAAGCACUAGAGGCUAAUGAUAGAGGGGACUAUUUUCCUGUAUGGGGGACAUGCCUGGGACACCAGCUGCUUAGCGUUCUCACUUGCGGGGAAGAUCUGCUCACCUGGACUAAUACGGAUGGCCUUGCAUUGCCGCUGAACUUUACUCCAGAUGGCAAAAACAGCGGAAUAUUCCAGAAUUUUCCUGCUGAUUUGUUACAAAUGAUGGCUUCUGAACCCUUGACAUCAAACUUCCACUUCUGGAGCCUUUCCGUGCAGAAUUUUACAAAUAAUGAAAAGUUGCGCAACUUCUAUAAGAUCUUGACAACUAAUGUUCAUAACAACGUGGACUUCAUAUCUACCAUGGAAGCUCACAGAUACCCUGUGUACGGCGUCCAGUGGCAUCCAGAGAAAAACCCAUAUGAAUGGAAGAACUCGACAGGCAUUCCACAUUCCCAGGCAGCUGUAAAAGUCACAUACUACAUAGCUGACUUCUUAGUCAGCGAAGCCCGGAAGAGCAACCAUCGUUUUCCCAACAAAAGUGAGGAGACCAAUGCACUGAUCUAUAAUUUUAACCCCGUUUUCACGGGGCCAUUUUCCUCCUUUGAUCAAGCUUAUUUCUUUGAUUAAAUUUCCAGCCAGAGAUAGGGGAGAGACGGUCUUAGAAAUGAUGUAGCUGAGGCAUCUUUCAGGAUUAAACUACGUAACGCAUUGAAUUAUGAAGAGCCAAGGUGACAAGACUGUUUACAGCUCCUUCUGAAUUAUUUUUUCCAGUCCUCUGUCGAAUUGCACUUUUUUUUGUUCUGCUGUGGAACAAUCAGCCGACAAGAACCCCUUUGAAAACCUCAUUGAAGUCCAUGUGUCUCAAAUUUGUAAUUCAGUGUGAGGACAACAGUUUCAACCCCUACACAAGUUUUGUGCAACUUAUUAGGACUCUAUCCCCCCUCUCAGACACCAUGAAACUCCAGGCCCUCUUCCUCACCAUAUGUACGGCAUUGCUGCGUGGUAAAUGCUCUAAGCUUGUUUGCAGACAGGUCUUGUAAUUGUAACUGCUAGCACUUUUUAAUCCACAUGACGGAGAAAUGUUACGUCCUCUUUUCGUGCACCAGUGUGAAUUUUAAAACCUUAUUUAUUGGAAAAUAUUGAAGAUGCCAGUCUUCAUGUGACUUGAAGCAAAUGAAUGUUUAUCUAUGAUCAGAGAAUUAUUUCUGUUCAUAUUAAACUGUAUUAUUACUGGUUUGAUAUAAACAUGUGCAGCUAAUCAACCUUUUGAUAAAGGACAGGAUUCCCCUUGAAAGUACAUAAAGGAUUCCUUUUUUGUCUUUCCUUUUCUCCCGGCUCCCCAAAUUCAGCAUAGACUAAUCUCCUGUGGUCUCUUCCUUAACUUUCUCUUUGUGUUUUAAAUCAUGCUGCUUUUCCAGGUCUGGAUCAGACACACUCACCCACGCCAGGGAUCAAGAUACCUCCUCUCCCAUUUCCCUUCUUAAGGUCUGCUUGAGGAAACAAUCUGAAUGUUCCCUGAACGUUAUCUUUUUUUAAAAAACCAAAUGUUUUAUUUCAUGUUCUUCCUUCAGAGAACUUGAGCCUUUGAGCCUUGGGGUUCCCACUGAACAGGUCCCUGCCACAUUCAUUUAAAGGAUUUUUAUACAGCCUUUGAUGUAGCAUUCCAAGCUAGUGUAUGACAAAAAGUAACAACAACUUAAUACAUUAAAACAGCAAUAAAAAAACUACAGGACAAUAAAAAAUACAGCAGCAAUUCAGAACAAAUUGAAACCAGAACCCCACCCUCUGGGAUUAAAUUUCAGUAAAAGUUUAAAUUUAAAAUGCCUCACAAUUCCUCUGCACACUGGGACAUAGUGUCACCAUUGCUGUAGAGGCCCUUUACACCAGGCCUUGUUGGUAUUAUUAUGCCUGCCCUUCUAUGCUCCACUUCUACCCAACUGCCUUCUGUACAAAUUUGGUCCUGUGCUGCCUCUCCAACCUUAAUGUGAUGGGAUCUAUGUCAGUUCUGUGUAGUCUAGGCGCUGGUGCUAAGUACAACUGCCUAAGUUAAUAAAAUAAAAUUCCUUCCAGUAGCACCUUUGUUGUUUAGUCGUGUCCGACUCUUCGUGACCCCAUGGACCAGAGCACGCCAGGCACCCCUGUCUUCUACUGCCUCCUGCAGUUUGGUCAGACUCAUGUUGGUAGCUUCGAGAACACUGUCCAGCCAUCUCGUCCUCUGUCGUCCCCUUCUCCUUGUGCCCUCCAUCUUUCCCAACAUCAGGGUCUUUUUCCAGGGAGUCUUCUCAUGAGGUGGCCAAAGUAUUGGAGCCCCAGUUUCAGGAUCUGUCCUUCCAGCGAGCACUCAGGACUGAUUUCCUUCAGAAUGGAUAGGUUUGAUCUUCUUGCAGUCCACUUCUUCAGAUAUCUGAAGUGUGCAUGCACAUGAAAGCUCACACCAAUGACAAAUUUAGUUGGUCUCUAAGGUGCUACUGGAAGGAUUUUUUUUAAUUUUGUUUCAACUACGUCAGACCAACACGGCUACCUACCUGUAACUGCCUAAAUUAAUGUAAUCCUGCAUAUGUCUACUCAAAAGCUAGCACUGUCGAGUUCACCGAGGCCUACUUUCAGCUGAGAACAGCCUUUAAUACAAUGAGACUAGUUAUAUUAAUACAGUACUUGAUCAGAUAAAAGGUGGCAUCUUCCCCAUCAGAUUUUUUUUUUAAAAAAAUAAACAUUGUUUUCAUUACAAAAACCUGCAGGUGGUUGGUGCCAGUUUUGAAGUCACAUAGGGAAUACCUCAUCAUCUAAGGUCAACACACCUCAUAUAAGAUGGUGACAUGUCACAUUGAGACCUAAGAGUUUUCUGCAGAGCAGCUGGGUUUGUUCACAUAGAAUUGCAUGCAUAUUUGAAUGACAGAUGUCUCUUGCUUGGAUGGCAGCUCAGGUGCUAUUAGCUGUAAUUUUACAUUUCAAUCGACUGUAUAUGUAUAUUAAGCAAUGUGAUUAAACAUUCCAAGGUGACGUUUUUUGAACGGUAAUAUCACAGAUAGGAUUUUCAUACACCAGAAGCAAUUUGCCAGCUUGGAAGCCUGAAUUCUUACCUGAAACGCACAUGGACUUUCUGCUCCCUGCAUCGUCUUGAGCCCCAUUUUGCUGAAAAGCCUGAUGCAAGCCAUUUUGUUCUUGGAGAUGGUUGGGCCUCUGCCCGAGAUCCAAAUGGCCACAAGAGCAUGUGUUUCCCACCAUAGCCUGUGUGAAGAGAAAGCUCUGUGCUUGAAUGAGGCACAUUUUUUAGCCUUCACCAUAACUGAAUGUGGCAGGCGUGGACAUACUCCCAACCUUUGGACUUUGGGAUGUUCAACCAGAAGUGAAUUCCAGAUGAGACUUUACCAGUCAUAGGACUAUUUAUUUCUCUCUUUGAUUAUGUUUUAUCCUUGCACUUUUCCUAUACCUGUUUGCCUUUAGAUUGUUUAAAUGAUAAUAUACACAUAGGGUGGGCUCAAAAUUGAACUUAAUGUAAAGUAAUAAAAAUGAAUGUGGAUAUAUUUGUCUUUUUUUUAAAAAAAAAACCUGUUAAAUAGUGAGAUUAAAACUAUCCAUUUGAAACCAA